CGCGAACCGUGACGUUGGCGCGAGCGCGAUGGGCGAAUGCGAGCCCGUCGUGAUGGACAAGAGGGGGCUCGUGGAGAAGGUCGGUUGGCCGUGGAUGACCGACCGCAAGCGCCAGCUCCGCGACCCCGCGCACUUCGCGGCAUCCCCCCACGCGCGCCCCGGCUCGCCCCUCGCGACGCCGUUUCUGGACCUGACCCAACUCCCGCCGCGCGCCGGGCCGAGGCCGGUGACCCACGACAAGUGCCCGCACGGCAUGCUCGAGCAUCAGUCCCCUCCGGAGAUGCUGGAGCGCUUCAAACGCGCGGCGACGGAGGCGAUGCGCGCGAAAGGGGACGUCGCCGUGGGCGCCACUACCGUCUCCAUCCAAACAACCUACCCGUGCUUCCACCUCCAUCCCUCGGUGCCGCUGCCGCCGGGGUUGAUCGAGUUCCGGGAGUUCGCGCACGUGCACGCGCCCUUCGUCGACGGCGAGGGAUGGACGCACGCGCAGGGCGGCGGUGGGGGGUCCACGCACCUCUGCGUGUCGCACGCCGACGCGAGCGCGCUCAUCGAGCGCGGGUGGGGCGAGUGGCAUCCGGUGGCACAGCCGUCCAUGCCGCACGUGAUGGUGUACGCGCCUAGGGACGAGGGGGAGCUGAGGGUGGCGCUCGCGGCGCUGGAGGCGAGCUACGCGUUCGUGACCAGCGCCAAACGAUAGCGAGCGUGGACGUGGGCCGGCCCGCAUCGUAGUGAGCGUCGGCGGCGACGGCGCUCUGUUAAGGACGGUUCACUUUCUUC
Messenger RNA from Micromonas commoda, 777 nucleotides. RefSeq lists its product with no specific name. The record is from RefSeq and is a predicted model, not a curated record. The transcript has a single exon. NCBI's taxonomy places the organism in Eukaryota, Viridiplantae, Chlorophyta, Mamiellophyceae, Mamiellales, Mamiellaceae. Bases 29 to 697 code for a protein of 222 amino acids.